AUGAGAGAACAAAAUCGUAUUCUAGUUUUAUAUGGUAGUCAAACAUUCACGGCCCAAGAAGUAGCUGAAAGAGUUUGGAGAAAAACUAAAGCGUUAGGCUUUCGUGGCCCAGUUCAAGCAAUGGAUGAUUACCCUAUUUCUCGCCUCAUUCAUGAAAAUUUUGUUAUAUUCGUAUGUUCAACCACUGGUCAGGGGGAUGAACCAGAUAAUAUGAAGAAAUUCUGGAAAUUUUUGCUAAGAAAAAGCUUGCCCCCAAACUCAUUGAUGACCCUUCGCUUUGGCGUCGUAGGCCUAGGCGAUUCUUCAUAUGAAAAAUUUAAUUUUGCUGGUAAAAAACUUCAUAAACGUUUAAAACAAUUGGGAGCAACCCCAUUGCUAGAUAUUGGCCUUUGUGACUAUCAACAUGACUUAGGUCAUGAUGCUGUGCUGACACCAUGGCUUGACCAGCUUUUUAUAAAACUGAAAUGCUAUUUUCCUAAUUUACAAACUGAUAAUAUGAAUGAUACCUUUAUUCCAAAGUGGAAAGUAUCUAUAAUAAAAAAAGAGAUACCUGUUGUAUUAGAUAGUGAGUAUGAAGAUAUUUAUUUUGCUAGGGGACAAAAAAGUUAUUACUUGGAAGCUAACUUGUUAAAAGUAACCAAGAAUAUAAGAACUACAGAGGAAACACAUUUUCAGACUAAAGACGAUAAGGCAAAAUGUGAUCUUUGUCAUUCGUUGUAUUCAGUGAAAGGCGGCUCUACUACAAAUUUGAAAAAGCAUCUCAUGAAGAAACACAGAUCAUCUUAUGAAACCAUCAUUCCAUGUUCCAUGUCAGAUGAAGCAGUUCUGGAAGCUCCUAUACCAUCAACUUCAGCAAGUACAGAAUCUACUAAUCCUGUAAUUAAAAAAAAGUGA
Molecule: messenger RNA, 894 nt
Organism: Parnassius apollo (apollo)
Lineage: Eukaryota; Metazoa; Arthropoda; Insecta; Lepidoptera; Papilionidae
Source: the annotation of a GenBank genome assembly